Messenger RNA from Rotaria socialis, 2316 nucleotides. The record is from the annotation of a GenBank genome assembly. NCBI's taxonomy places the organism in Eukaryota, Metazoa, Rotifera, Eurotatoria, Philodinida, Philodinidae.
AUGCUGAGCCCAGGCACUGAGUAUCUUUUGAAUAACGAUGACAGACACGCUUCAUCAAAAUCAAAGACUAAAACGUAUUGUUGGUUCAUUUUCGUCUUUUUAUUGGGUGCUGUGAUAAUAUUAAUACCUGCUUUGGUUCUUAUUCUACGUAAAGCAAAAUGUUCUGGUCCUGUACCACCGCCCGCACCUCCUGCUUGGAACGGUAGUGAUUAUCUAUCCAAUAGUGAUUAUUAUAAGCAAUUGACAACAGUAGAUGACUUUAGUCAAAUACAUAACCUUCGCUUGGAUCGCCUUUCGUCUCCUCGAUUUCAUCCAAUAAAUGGAAAGACAAUUAUUUAUCUUAGAAAACAAUAUCAUAUGCCUGAUUUAAAUGGAUCUUCAACAACUCUUCAUUGGAUUGAUUUAGAAACCAAGAAAAAUGUUCAAUUGACAAGACCUAUUUGGGGUAUUAAUGAUCAACAAUUCUACUGGAUUGAUAGUAAAACAAUUCUUUUCCUAUCGAAUCGAGCAGAAUCUAGGCUUAAUCAAUUAUUUCAACUAAAUUUACCUGAUGAUGUAUCAGCUAUAGGCAAUUUUCUUGAUCCGAUUCAAAUUACUAAUUAUCCAUUAGAUAUUGAUAAUUUAGUAGUAAAUCGGCAAGCAACACGUUUAGCAUUCAGUUGUCAAGUUUAUUCUAAUUUAACUAUUCAGGCAACUGCUGAUCGACAAGCUACUGAAAAAGCUAGUGGCAGUUUAGUAUAUAAAUUUGACAAAUUAUUUAUUCGUCAUUGGGAUGAAUUUAUGUUGGGCCCACGUCAUCAUCCAUUUAUUGUUUCCAUUGAACGAGAUGCCAAAAAAAGAUUUCAUUUUACAUCCACACCUACCGAUGUUCUCUUUGGCAUUGAUAGUGAUUCACCAACAAGGCCAUUUGGAGAUGCUAAAAGUCAAUGGUCGUUUAGUGCAAGUGGAAAUAAAUUUGCUUUUACAAGACAACAUGACGAAACAAGUGCAGUUGCUUGGUCAACUAAUUUAGAUAUAUUUACUGUUGAUUUGAGCACAAAUAAUUCACAACCUAUAUGCAUUACAUGUGAAAAUUUAGCAGCCGAUACUGAUCCAUCAUAUUCUCCAAUCGACGAUGACAUUUUAGUUUAUCGUGCACAAUCAGUUCCUGGCUAUGAAUCUGAUCGAUUCGAAGUCAAACUUUACAAUAGCUCUAAUGAGACAAUUACUCUACUUAAUACUUGGGAUCGUAGUAUUCAAGUAGCUACAUGGUCCAAUGAUGGUCAAACACUGUUUUUUGAAAUAGGGGAAGAAGCACGUAACGUCAUUUAUAAAUUCUCAAAUAUAUUAUCAUCAACAUCGAUUCCUAUUCGUCUUAUGAGCAAUGGUUCAUCACAUGAUAUUAAUAUUCAUCCAACAAACGAUGAAACAUUUGUUUUUACCUAUGAAAGUAUUACUCAACCAGCUAAUGUUUAUGUAUAUGCAUCACCAAUAUCAAUACAACCUGUUACUGAUCAUAAUAAUAAUCUUUUGGCUAAAGUAAAAAUGAGUACAGUUUCGGAGACAUUUAAUUUCAAAGGCUCAAAUAAUGAAACAGUAUGGGGAUGGCAUGUGCCACCAGUAAAUGGUACAGCUGAAAAAGCUCCACUCGCUUUUCUUAUUCAUGGCGGUCCUCAAAGUAGUUGGUAUGAUGCAUGGAGUUAUCGUUGGAAUUUUCAAGCAUUCUCAUCACAAGGUUAUGCUGUUAUUGCUAUUAAUUUUCAUGGCUCAGACUCCUAUGGACAAAACUUUACCGAUAGUAUCACAGGUCACUAUGGCACAUUACCCUACGAAGAUCUACAAUUAGGACUUACAGCAGCCUUAAAUAAUUAUACAUAUAUUGAUGGAAAUCGUACUGCAGCAUUAGGUGCUAGUUAUGGUGGAUUUAUGAUAAAUUGGAUUGCUGGACAUCAAGAUAUGAGUCAACGUUUCAAAACUCUUAUUUGUCAUGAUGGUUUAUUUGAUAUGAGAGGUAUGGCUUAUUCAACUGAAGAAUUAUGGUUUAGUGAACACGAUGCUGGUGGUUUUACUCCCUAUGACAAUCCUAAUGCAUUUGAAGAAUUUAAUCCGGUCAAUCAUGUAAUUAACUGGACCCAACCAAUGUUAAUCAUUCAUGGCGGUCACGACUAUCGUGUACCUGAUACACAGGGCAUUGGUGCAUUUACAGCUUUACAACGACGUGGUAUUCCUAGUCGAAUGCUGUAUUUACCAAAUGAAAAUCAUUGGACACUCAAUCCAUUCAAUUCCCUUGUCUGGUAUCAAGAAGUACUUCAUUGGAUGCAUCAUUGGACACAAUAA